Didymodactylos carnosus is the source of this 327-nucleotide messenger RNA. The record is from the annotation of a GenBank genome assembly. NCBI's taxonomy places the organism in Eukaryota, Metazoa, Rotifera, Eurotatoria, Philodinida, Philodinidae.
AUGGUGAUGGAUCAUCAACAACAGACUGUUAUGGUUGCCACUGAUCAAAUACAACAACAACUUCAACAUCAAGUUCAACAAUCUUCAUCGGAUCACUGUCAACGUUUACAACAUGUUCAUCAACCGCAACCAUCUUCUAUUAUUAUUAACAUUGCUCCAGUUAACACAACAAUUAUUAAUAAUAUAAACUCUACAACAAAUACGAUUACAAUUAAUACGAGUGAUUAUAAUCAAAUUAAACAUCCACAUUUGGGCAUGAGUUCUGUAACCGUAAAAAAUAUUGUACACGAAUGUAUUAAAGUUAAAGAUGAAAGAAUUCAACAGUGA